Gigantopelta aegis is the source of this 6353-nucleotide messenger RNA. Its product is annotated as coiled-coil domain-containing protein 180-like. The transcript is spliced from 35 exons. Bases 156 to 4880 code for a protein of 1574 amino acids. NCBI's taxonomy places the organism in Eukaryota, Metazoa, Mollusca, Gastropoda, Neomphalida, Peltospiridae. The record is from RefSeq and is a predicted model, not a curated record.
ACCAAAUUAAAAAAUGGCGGCGUUCACAAAAUUGCUGCACUGAGUUAUUGAAUGGACUAACUUGACUGAUUUGUAAUGGCUGUGUGUACUCUCACAUUGCCUGAUCUAAAUAACCGUUGUGACUGUCAAACUGACACCAUCUAAACAUAUUCAUCAUGUCAACAGACUUUCAAAUGCCCGACACUCGUGCCGUGAGAGUUGUUCCAAAUGGAAAAAUUUACAGGCAGAUGUUUGAUGCACAGGUUCAGCUACAUAGAAGUUUGACUGGCUUUUACCAAAAGCAGAAGAAACAUGUGCCAAGGGAAGAAACUUCAUCAUCACUUAUAGGUGCACCACUAGUACAUCUGAAAUCUGAUGACGUAAGUCAUGGUCUGUUGAGUGAAAGACAGAAAACAUGGGCUGAAGCCUUUCCUAAUGACCCACUUGUGGAAAACCCAGUAUUAAUCAAGAGACAUGAAGACUUUUGGAGGGCCCAGCUGAAGGAAGGAGAUUUCAGUAUUGCUAGCAAAGAAGUUCAGGGCCUUCCUGAUGUUGUUGUGCCAGCUAAAACAGGUUCAGACAUUAUUGAAAGAAUUUAUACAGUCCGAAAAGAAAGACAUGAAGCCACAGUUGAAGAUAUGCACCAGGAACUCAAUGUUAUCAGCAGUGAACUUGAACCUAAAAUUAUUGAAGUCAGUGACAAUGUCCUGCUAUGCUUGGAGGAGGAUAACAAAGAAAUUGAUAAAAUCCUAGCAUCAAUUGAGCAAGAUGAAGAUCUGUUAAAACUGUCCCAAGAAGGAAUGUCCAAGCUGUGGGCGGAAGUUAAAGCUCAUUCGCCAGUUCGUCUUGGUUGGAUCACGGACCUGGACACAUUACUCAGAGGAAUUGAAAACAAGAGGAUGGAAAUGAUUCAGAAUGUUUUUUAUACGUACUCUCAGAAGUUUGAUAAGAUUGCUUUUCUUAUGCCUCCUGACCUGCAAAGAUUCUUGGACAAAGAGGCCCAGCAAAUAAACCAAACUAUGCUGAGUAACCAGAGAGCGUAUGCUGAUCUGUACGUGAGACUGAUGUCUGCUGACGUUGAGAGAGAGAAGAGCCAACACAUGGUAUGGAGGAAACGGCUUGAAGACUGGAAACAUGGGAAAUCGGACAUGUUUGUCGUAAAAUUCAGGGAAUUCAUGAAAAGUGAUGAUGUAGAAAAUCCACCAGGAGUUCAACAAGUUCUUCAGUUUAUGAAUGCCGAACAGCAGAUGCUCAACUCAAAACGAGUUGACCUGGUCGAGUCACUGAGGGAGAUUAAGCCUCCACUUUCCACUAAGACUGCUAUAUAUAAAUGGAACCAACAGAUGCUGGAAGUUACAUCAGAGCUAGAUGCUGUGAACCAGAUGCACAUGAGCAAGUUACAUGAAGAGUAUGAGAACGUUUGUAAAGACUGUCUAGAUCAUCUCGAAAGCAUAAAGGAAGAACUGAUAUCGGCAGGACUCUGUGACGAGAAGAAAGCUCAAGAGCUUGUUAACACUGAAAUGCUGCCAUUGGUUGGAGAAAGACAGGCUCUGUUCGAGAAGAGUCUGGAAGACAUGGAAAAAAAUGUUGAGCUUCAUCAUUCCUUGAUAACUGAAAAGAUCGCGGCAAUGUUUAAGUUUGCCCAGGGAGCAGCACACGUGUGGGACGUUCAUGAAAUUGGCUUGGCCAAACAGGAGCGCAUACUCCAAGAAAAGCUGGAACAUUCUCGUCACGAGCAUGACAACUUUAACCAGGAACGUGAAGCAAACCUGGACAUUGUAAUGGAUCGAAUGCGACAAGAUGCAAAUGAGGUGGAUUUGAAGGAAAAUCUAAAAAUAGCUCUUGACAUGCUAGACAAAAUCAGAAUGAGCUAUGAAGUGUUCCACAAGAAGCAGACUGAGAUUGUCAAGAGUUACCCGGUGAUGGCGCGGUUCGAGCUUGAGGAUUACGAACACACCGUCUGCAAGUUCUUCAAGGUUGACAGACACAAGCUCCCAGAGAAAACUACGGAGAGUGGGACCGAGCUGGAUAAAACUGAUUCAAAUAUUAGUGACGCCGAUCAAGAAGAUGCUAAAGAAAAAGAAGAACCAGAAACUGCUGCUACAGAAGAGGAUGCUACAGAAAGCUCAGAAAAAGAGGAUGCCUCAAAAGAAGAAGUUGCAGAUGGCACACAAAAGGAGCCCACGAAAGAGGAUGUUCCAGAAGUGGAUGCUAGAAGUGAAGACGUUACUAAAGAUGAAGCUGUGGUCAAACAAGGUGUGGAUGAAAGCUUGGACAGUGACCUAUCCAUUGAGGACACAGAGUUUUUCACAGAAAAAUACCAGUCGGAUAAGAAGCCUUCAAGUCCAUUACCAUCUGCUGUCAAUGAAAUCCUGUUAACAGAGAAAGGAACAACAUUCUAUGUGCUGUCAGAGGCAGGUUUGGAGGUAAUCCCAGUGGACAGCCUGUUUCCAGCAGUAGGUCAGGAGGAGAUGCCCCCCUACAUCGUUAGUGUGGAUCUGUCCACUGAGUUUCUUCUCAGUGUUAAAGACAGAAUGAGGUUAAACUUCUUGAACCAUCUGGAAGAGUGGAAAGAAGAAGCGAUGGAGCGUGCUCACAGUGUUGUAGUGGCCAAGUGUGAAGAACUGAACAGUGAGUUAGACUUGAGGCUUCACCUGCACCAGCCGAGACCACGGAGGGCCGAGUUUGAUGUGCAUAACGUCAGGGCAGCUGAGCUGGUGAUGCACUCGGAGCGUGUUGUGCGACACUGUAAGGGAAUCAACCAGGCUCUCUUCGAGCUGAAGGACGAGUUCAAGAAGAUGAGUGACGAACACGACAAGCUCACCAAGAAGUUCAAGGAGGACAUUGAAGCCCUGGAGACGAUAUUCAUAAAUGCUACCAAAUCCUCCAGACUGGUUGCCCUGCAGAAUCAGCUGAGCCAGGAACUAAACAAAUUCAUGUCAGUGAUACGCAUUUCACUACGUCAGUUCCGACAACACCUCGACGACACUCUUCAGAUGCUCCGAGAAUCCAACGCUCGCUUCAUAAAAUCAUUCAAGGUGUUUUCAGAUGGUGGAAACUUCUGUCCUGUUGAAAUAGAAGAUUACAGAAAACGUCUUGAAAAAAUGUCUAACAAGAUAGAUGAGAAUGAGGGCUCCAUCAUGUCUGAUUUGGAAGGCAUGGAAUCUAAACGCCUUGAUCAGGCAACAAAGGUUGCUAUGGAGUUUGAAGACAGAUUCAAGAAUCACAUGUUUGACCUGAUCUUCAUGGAGAAGAUUGCGCGAUGGUUCACCAACACUCAGGUGAAGAUCAAAUCGGAGGUUGCCGAUAGCAACACACAGGCUCAGAAGCUGGCUCAGUAUCUGGUCGAUCUAGAAAGGCGCAUUGAUGCCUGUGAAAAACCCAACCUUGACAAAGAGCAAAUCACGUCUACACAGCUUAACGAGAGUCUAAAGUCACUGAUGGAAGCGUUCCAUGCUAGAAGUCUGUAUCUUAACUGUGGUGUCAAGACGAAGACCGUUCUGACAUCUGAUUCAAGCAACACACUGAACCCAGCAUCAGCACGUGUUGGUUUUGCUCAAGAGGUGCCUCCCAUGAAGUCAGGCAAAAUGAUGUCAGAGGAUCCAUCUGUGGGACUCAUCAAAAGUAUCAUCAAGACUAAUAAAAGCAAACAGCGGUUUGGACAGGACGGAGAUCUCGAUGGUGACACUCAGCCAUCAGUGACGCCGGGUUCCAGCAACCUGCCAGCGCUGUCGGCGAGCUCCAAUAAAAGUCCAAAGUCCGGCCGUAGAGGAACUCUCUCCGUGAUCUACUCGGAGACCCCGAGUAACAAGAGGAUCUCGUCUGGUCAUUUUCGAAACCGGAUUUUCAAGAUUGAUAAGAAGUUCUACGUGUUUGGCGAGAAGCCUGAGGAACAAGAGGACACCCAUCUGAUUGGAAUUGUUCGCAAAAUUCUACGAGAGGCCAACGACGGACUUCUGUCACAUGCUGAGUUGUACUACCGUCAGAAAGGUAACCGCUCAGUGACGAGGCCCCAGUCUCUGCCAGAAAACUUUGAUGGGUGUGCUGACGUUGCUGUCCAGAAACUGCUGUCGUACAUGAAACAAACCACCGACUACCAUAACCAGUGUCUGCAGGAGUUCCGUAACCAGCUGAUUGACCUGGAGAAGAUGAUCUCGCAUGUUCCGGCCCUGGUGAUCCACGAGAUCGUCUCGGAGGAGAUCGACAAUGCCAAUUCGGCUCAGAGUCAGCUGGAAAGUCUCUUCACACAGACACUGAGCGGGCUCAAAAUGAGACAGCAAGAACACAAGAACCUGUUGCGACCACCACUUGGUCAUCCACAUCAGCAGGAAGCUCUGAACAGGCUGUGUGAGAAAGAGGCAGUCCGGCACACAGACUUCCUGGAAGCAGUGGAACAAGAAAUGAAGAGUCGCCAGGAAUGUGCUGUCCGGAAUGCCAAAGAAUUUCUGGGUCGACUGGUUAACAUGUCAGAAAGUCAACUAUUGCUGUAUGAUAAUCUCCUGGUGGUUGAUGACAUUGACAAAGGAAAGGUUGAAGUAAAGCGGUUUUCCACAAGUGAACUUAUCAGAAGGCAGAAUGCUGGUGAGCCCUUGUUUGAAGAGGAGGACACUCACAUAAUAAAGAGAGGAAAGGGAAAUUGGAAAGGAAUUCCAAACAAUGAAUUUGUUGUCGAUCCAAAGCCCUCCAAGACUGUACUGACUCCAUCUGUGACAACAACAUCAACAACACUAGGACACAGAUCUACUAUCAAUGCUCGGGACUCUGCGUACAUGGAAUACAAGGCAAACUUUGAGCAGACGUUAGCCUCGAUAGUGAAGGAAAAGGAACGACUGGAGCUAGCAGAACAGAGAUGGACGGACAGUUGGAACAUUUCCGUGAAAAAAGUCAAAGAGUUAUACUGAAAACAGAUUCAUAACAUUGUUUACAUAACUGUGUAUUUAUAUUGAACCCAUAAGACAUAAGAAGUAUAAGACAUUUUUGUAUAUAAAAUAAGCAAUAAACACCUUUAUGUGUACAUUUAUGACUUACACUGAUAUCAUGUAAGCAAGACAAGCAAUUAUGUCUUGGUAAAACGUUUAUUUUCAGUGUUAUGUUUAUAUGCUUGUUAUGGUCAGUAAACAACCGUGUGCCUUCCUCAUUUUGUACUCUCCUCAUGUUGUGUACUGUCAUCUCCCCAGUGAUCUGUGAUAGUUUAAAAAUAUUUGUUUGUGCUUCCUUCUUCCUAUACAAAAUGUCAUUGUGAUAAUCUGCAGCUGAACUCUGUGUUUGUUUUAUUUGGUUUUUAAAUAUUGUCAAUGCCUAACUUUUAAUUUUUUAUGCAGCAUUUACUCAAGAAAAUGUAUACGACUACCUGGCAGUGUCAUCACUUAGCUCAGUUCACGAGAAUGUUCUUAUUUUAACAAUUCACCUAUAUUUUGCAUUCCGUUGAUUACCUGAAACCAGCUAACUCAGCAAUGAUACUUUGACAGGCCUGUAGGAAUCGUAUCUGAAGUGGAAUUGGCACGAGCCAGAUAUUUAUCUUUAUUUGUAUAGAGCUGGGAAAAAAAAAAAUUGUCUUCAAGUGGGGGAAUCUGUGGUCCCUAACACCCCCCUACCCCAUCCCCCAGUUCCUAUGUCCCUGCUUGAACCAACUUACUUUUUAGAACACCCGACAAAGCACUUGUAUUAAGAAUCAGCCUACUCCAUGGUUUUACUUACUAUCAGUUUUACAAAAGUAUGAACUUACUUUACACCAAUUGGUUGAUUUACUGAUAUUACUGAAAAUUGGUGGCUUCUUUCAGAGUUGCAAACUGACAGAAUUGCCCUACUGAAUUCAUUUUACAGCAAUGAACACUUGGCCACGCAUAUUCUGUAUUCAUCUUGCCCUAGAAUAUUGCAAAUUGUGAAUUAUUUAAUAGUGACCUUAUUAUAUUUUUCUGUUGCCAUUGGGACUUCUCUAACCAUCAUGGCCAUUAUACAAUAUAUACAGAAAUUGUUGCCAGUAAAUUUUUCAUUACACCUAACUUUUCAACUUGUUUUCUGUUUUAAAUUUUAUUUUUCUUAAUUACUUUACCAUUUAUUUGUAAAUUACUUUUAUUUCUGGUUUUGCUUGCAAAUAUAUAUGUAUUUCAUUCAACAAGUCGAGGAGAUUGCACAACAGGCAAAACUUCUAGAGUUUGUGCUCUUGUAAGUUGAAGUUUUUAUCUAUACAACAACAAGAAUAUUUAUGAACUGUCCACAUAAAGUAUUUUUAUUUGUUUAACUUAUUAAACUUAUACUUUGUACAUUCCAUUCAUGUAGUUAUAAAUAUACUAUUGAGAGUGAAGUGUGUUCUUAAAUUGUAUAUAAAUUGUAAUCCAUGUAUAAUUAACUUGAUUUUAAAUUACAAGUGUGUG